This is a messenger RNA of Brugia malayi, 657 nucleotides long. RefSeq names its product Zinc finger protein 429, putative (gene Bma-fezf-1). Bases 1 to 657 code for a protein of 218 amino acids. Gene Ontology annotation, cellular component: nucleus. The record is from RefSeq and is a predicted model, not a curated record. Gene Ontology annotation, molecular function: DNA-binding transcription activator activity, RNA polymerase II-specific; RNA polymerase II cis-regulatory region sequence-specific DNA binding. The transcript is spliced from 5 exons. Gene Ontology annotation, biological process: regulation of transcription by RNA polymerase II. Lineage: Eukaryota; Metazoa; Nematoda; Chromadorea; Rhabditida; Onchocercidae.
AUGUCUUUUCUUCCAUUUUCCAUUGAUGCAAUCCUUAAUUCAGAUUUCACAGUUGAUAGAAGAUUAACUAGCGUUUGGGCGACCGGAUCAACUAAUUCAUUUUGGCGUGACACCUGGAAUGAUGAAAAACGGAAAUCGUUCGAAUGCCCAGAAUGUGGCAAGGUUUUCAGUGCGCAUUAUAAUUUAACAAGGCAUAUGCCGGUGCAUACUGGAGCUCGACCAUUCCUUUGCAAGGUUUGUGGUAAGGCUUUUCGACAAGCUUCAACAUUAUGUCGUCAUAAAAUUAUACAUACUGAACAAAAACCUCAUACAUGUGUCACCUGUGGCAAAUGCUUUAAUCGCUCAUCAACGCUCAAUACGCAUAUACGUAUUCAUUUAGGCUAUAAACCGUAUAUAUGCGAAUUAUGUGGUAAAGGAUUUCAUCAAAAUGGAAAUUAUAAGAAUCAUAAAUUAACGCAUAGUGGCGAAAAAAGAUUCAAAUGUAGCGUAUGCAAUAAAGCAUUUCAUCAAACAUACAAUCUAACAUUUCAUAUGCAUACACAUCGAGAACAGAAACCGUUUGUUUGUCCAAUUUGCGCCAGAGGUUUUUGUCGUAAUUUUGAUCUUAAGAAGCAUAUACGUAAGCUACAUCAAAUUACAUCAUCAAAUGAUCAUUAA